Molecule: messenger RNA, 1191 nt
Organism: Habropoda laboriosa
Lineage: Eukaryota; Metazoa; Arthropoda; Insecta; Hymenoptera; Apidae
Product: ubiquinone biosynthesis protein COQ4 homolog, mitochondrial
Exons: 4
Coding region: 384-1136 (250 amino acids)
Biological process (GO): ubiquinone biosynthetic process
Cellular component (GO): mitochondrial inner membrane; mitochondrion
Source: RefSeq, a predicted model, not a curated record
UAAAACGCGCAGCUUAGAAUAGUAUAGUUGCGUUCGUGGGAAACAAACAUAAUGGGUUAAAAAAGGAGAAUAGAAGAAAGAAAAGAGAAAGAGGCGGUGGUGGAGGAGGAGGCGGAAGAAGAGGAAGUGGUAGAGGUGAAGGAAGUAGAUGAAAAGAAACGCGUGUGCCAGCGGUGAGGAACACUAGAAGGGAAAGGAGAUGAAGAAAGCACGUAAAUAAGCACUCAAGAGUACGUUGACACGUUCUGCAGAACAAAAUACAAUAAGAUUGAUUCGUGAUUUCGAUCAGUACUACGUAUAAGUCCGAUUUAGUGUGCGAUCGAAGAUUGUCGUUGGCGAUCAUCUGUACGAAACGGAACGAAAGACCGAAGAGGGGAAGAAGAAUGAUAAGGUUAUACCAGUUUGUUUCAGGAUGGCCGAUUCGGCGGAAGUUUUGCUCGUUCACGGAGGAUUACGCGAAGCAUCGCGUAUCCCUGUCUUGGAUGCAGCGUGCGGUGUUGACGGGUGGCGCGGCCGCGAUAUCGUUGGCCAAUCCGUUUCGCGGUGACAUGAUCGCAUGCCUGGGGGAAACGACCGGCGCCUCGGCCCUUUCUCAUUGUCUACGGGAAAUGAUGGCAACCGCCGAGGGACGUCGUAUCCUUGCCGAAAAGCCACGCAUAUCCUCCUCGACGAUCGAUUUGUCCGCGUUGAAAGGUUUACCGGAGGGAACCGUAGGCAGGAUUUAUCGCGAUUUCUUGGACGUGAACAACGUCUCGCCUGAUUCUAGAACACCGGUCAGAUUCGUCCAAGAUGCCGAAUUAGCGUACGUAAUGCAACGAUACCGAGAAACGCACGAUAUCUUUCAUGCCAUACUGCUAAUGCCGACAACCAUGCUCGGAGAAGUGUCCGUCAAGUGGAUAGAAGCAUUGCAAUUACGUUUGCCAAUGUGCUUGAGCGGAGCGAUAUUCGGAGCGUAUCGUUUGCGACUAAGGCAAAGGAAAUUAUAUCUCGAACAUCAUCUCCCAUGGGCUAUUAACACGGGAAUUCGGGCAAAAUUUCUCUUGGGAGUUUACUUCGAGGAACGUUGGGAACAGCCUAUCGCUGAUUUUCAUCGAGAGAUGAACAUCGUUCCUUUGGUGCCGAUCAAAAUUCCGUAACAGUAAACCACAACAACACAGCUUAGUUUUUUACAUAGUUUAUAACAAUUUUUAU